CCUAGUCGUUAUCGUUCUUGUUCACCUGAAGCACCCCUAUCGUGUAUCUUUGCGAGACCCCAUUAUAUCGCGAGAAGUCGUUCGAGGAAGAGCCCUUCGCCAGGUAGGCCGUUGUCUCGAGGAAGAGGAGACCCGGGUCGGUUAGACCGUCGCGUGCUCGUGAACGACACAGAGUCAAGAAGACUCCUUGAUCCUUCCCUAACCACCAUCGUUAAGUAUCGACGACUACGGUUGGACCCAACGCGUAACACAUCGCUGUGUUGGACAGCGCUGAUUCCUGUUGGCUCAUAA
Messenger RNA from Rasamsonia emersonii CBS 393.64, 291 nucleotides. RefSeq lists its product as uncharacterized. The record is from RefSeq and is a predicted model, not a curated record. The annotation marks the transcript as partial. The transcript has a single exon. Lineage: Eukaryota; Fungi; Ascomycota; Eurotiomycetes; Eurotiales; Trichocomaceae.